This is a messenger RNA of Plenodomus lingam JN3, 2442 nucleotides long. RefSeq lists its product as uncharacterized. Gene Ontology annotation, biological process: translation. The record is from RefSeq and is a predicted model, not a curated record. Gene Ontology annotation, cellular component: mitochondrial small ribosomal subunit. NCBI's taxonomy places the organism in Eukaryota, Fungi, Ascomycota, Dothideomycetes, Pleosporales, Leptosphaeriaceae. Gene Ontology annotation, molecular function: methyltransferase activity; structural constituent of ribosome.
AUGUUGAAGGCGAGAAGUGUGCAGUCGAUUUGUGCACCAUGUCGUCUCAACAUUGCUAUUUCGCGUGCGCGUAAUGCACGAUUACCAGCACAGGCACAACUCGCCUCGCCGCACCUUCGAUCGACUGCCUUGAGCAUAUCAGCCGCGAGAAGAGAUUUCUCUACAACUCCCUUACGAAGACAAACAAGCCAGGAGAAUGUGACAAUUUCUGAGGAUGCACCACCCACGUCAGCCGAAGGUCUGACUCAUGAAGUCAACGCACGCAGAGCGAGACAACGAUUUGGCGACUCACUCCCAAGGGACCACUUGACUGAGGAGGAAUAUGUGGUCUAUCAGAGACUUUAUGGGACUCCGCUGUUUGUGGAAACUGUGGAAGAGCUCGAGGAGCCUGACGCCAUUGCUGAAGAAGACAUCAUUGAGGAAGAAUUGCCUGAUGGAACCACAGUUCUCUUGAGGAGGGGCAAGGAUGGAGAACUAGAGGAGGUUGAGAUCGACGACGAAUUUGAGGAAACCGAAGCGAAUGAGGAGGUUGAUGAAGAACAGAAGACGAGGACACCCGAAGAAUGGGAGGCAUACAGGGAAGAAAAAUUGAAAGCAUAUCACGACGAGGUCUACGAAAGGAGUCAAAUGCAAAAAGAAGAAGCGGAGGAGUGGGAGGAUAUCGAUGAAGCACAAGAGGAGGACGACUUUGUGCGCGCCCAUCCAUUGACCAUCGCAGGUCGCUUCAAGCCAUCUCCUUCGACGGUGUUCCUUCCUAAAGAAGCCCUCGUAGACCCAACAGCGCUCCUCCUAACGCGCGCGAACCACAAACACUUAGCGGAGUCUGCCAAUCGCAUAUUCGGUGGAUCAGGUCUUCCACAGUCUUCGAGCACGCCGCCAGCGCGUUUGGGCAAGCCACAGAAGCCAAUACCACUUGACCCUUCGCAAAAUGACAUGGGACACAUCGAAGCAGACGUAUACAUGGCAGCUGUACAACCAGGCACAUAUGCUAGUGUGAUGAGCGCCUUGGUCGAGGUACGGCGCCGACUGGGGUCUUCGUGGCUGGAGCACAUGUUGCAUGCCAGGAAGGGUGGCACAAUCCUCGACGCUGGAUCUGGAGGCGUGGGUGUUCUUGCAUGGCAUGAGAUGCUGCAAGCAGAAUGGCAGCGCAUGCAUGAAGACUCGGGUAAUACAUCGCAUGGCUCUGCCCCACUCGGGAAAGCCACUGUUCUGGCAGCUUCAGACACUCUCCGACAUCGUGCGAGUCGCUUGCUCGAUAACACCACGUUCAUUCCACGGCUACCGGAAACAGUGACCGCGCACGAUGCAGCGAAUACCCAGCAGCCACGAAAGUACUAUGAUAUGAUUCUCGCGCCGCAUACCCUUUGGCCUCUCAGACAAGAGUACCUUCGCAAAGAGCAGGUCGAAAAGUACUGGUCCCUUCUAAAUCCCAAAGGUGGUGUUCUCAUACUCAUCGAGAAGGGCCUCCCAAGGGGCUUUGAAGUUGUAGCUGGUGCCCGUGCCUUUCUUCUCAACAAGCACAUUUCUUCGCCCAAUUCAGAAUCACUUGAAGCAUCAGUAGACUCCCAAGUCUCGAAACCUGAGGAAGACACGAGAUUCACGGAGAAGGAGACCGGAAUGAUUAUCGCACCCUGCACAAAUCACAGUACCUGUCCAAUGUACCAGAACACUGGCAUCAGCCAUGGCAGGAAAGACUUUUGUUUCUUCAAUCAACGCUACAUACGGCCUCCCUACCUCCAACGCAUCCUCAACGCUAAAGACAGGAACCACGAAGACGUCCAAUUCAGCUAUCUAGCCGUGCAACGCGGCCGCGACCAACGCCAACCCCUCCACGACAUCAUCGGAAAAGGUUUCUCGCAGUCCGAAGCCACCACCGCCGCGGCUUUCGAAGGCCAUGAAUGGACCACCAACCCCACCACCAACGAUCCGGCUCUCGACACCGAAGAACCCACACCAACAUCCCCCAACGAUGUAAACCCCCUCACACUCCCCCGCCUCAUCCUACCAGCACUCAAACGCCGCGGCCACAUCAUCCUCGACGUUUGCACCCCCGCCGGCACCCUCGAGCGCUGGACCGUGCCCCGCUCCUUCUCCAAACAGGCAUUCCGCGACGCCCGCAAGGCCCGCUGGGGCGAUUUGUGGGCACUUGGCGCAAAGACGCGCAUCCCGCGCAACGUGCGACUCGGCCGUCCCAACGACGAGUUUGACAAGAAGGGUCGCAAGGUCAAGAAGGCGAAGCAGGUUACUAUUGAACUGGGAAUUGGGGAGAAAGAUGGACAGGUUGUUGAGGAAGGCGAGGCCAGGCUGUUGGGUAAAGGCGGGAGAAUGUUGGUGGGGGAUCGCGAUGGGAGGUAUACUAGUGAUCGGAGGAUUAGGGGGAGUGGGGGCAGGAAGGGGAGGAAGAAGAGGCUUGAUCGGGACUAUUUGGAGGAUAUGGAUUGA